GCGAGGUCCGAGUUGGUCCGAGGUCCGGAGCCUCGGGAAGGGGCGAGCGGGACCAGGUCCGGGACGCGCAGACACCUGUGGCCUGCGGCGAGGCGGGCGGUCCCCAAGCCCUGGCGCCUCCUUAAAGCCUCGGCUCCGCCCCGCCCUCCCCCGUCCCCAGACGGUGGCUCCACCCAACCGCCGGGUCCCCGCCGCCGGGGCAGAGCGUCGCAGCGCCGCGAGCCGCCAGGAGCGCGCCGCCCGCCCAGUCCCCGCGCCGGGUCCCGAGUCCCCGAGUCCCUGACCCGCCGCUAUGGCCAGCGAGGAGCUGGCGCGCAAGCUGCAGCGGAGGCUGCAGCGGGAGCAGGCGCAGGAGGGCGGCCUGGAGCCCGCAUCACAAGCCGCCUUCGCGCCGGAGCCCGCACCCGAGCCCGCGCCCGAGCCGGAGCUGCCAGCCAGCGCGCCCACCGCCAGCGCGCCCACCGCCAGCGCCGACGCGGAGCUGAGCGCCCAGCUGAGCCGCCGGCUGGACAUCAAUGAGGGCGCGGCGCGGCCCCGCCGCUGCAAGGUCUUCAACCCCUACACCGAGUUCCCGGAGUUCAGCCGCCGCCUCAUCAAGGACCUGGAGAGGAUGUUCAAACUGUAUGACUCCGGCCGGGACGGCUUCAUUGACCUGAUGGAGCUGAAGCUGAUGAUGGAGAAGCUGGGGGCCCCGCAGACCCACCUGGGCCUGAAGAGCAUGAUCAAGGAGGUGGACGAGGACUUCGACGGCAAGCUCAGCUUCCGUGAGUUCCUGCUCAUAUUCCACAAGGCCGCUGCGGGCGAGCUGCAGGAGGAAAGCGGGCUGCUGGCCCUGGCAAAGCUGUCCGAGAUCGACGUGGCCCUGGAGGGCGUCAAAGGUGCCAAGGACUUCUUUGAAGCCAAGGUCUACGCCCUGUCCUCGGCCAGCAAAUUUGAAGCCGAGCUGAAAGCCGAGCAGGAAGAGCGGAAGCGGGAGGAGGAGAAGAGGAGACUCCGCCGGGCAGCCUUCCGGGAGCUCAAGGCCGCGUUCAGCGCGUAGUCGGGAGACCUGGACCUCCGUCCACAGCUGUGCCUCGCCGAUGCCCCGGGGAGAGCUGGCCGGGCAUCCUCACCUCAACUGACCCCUCGCCCCGACCCCAACCAGCCUCCACACCCCGUCCAGCGAACUCCUUAGCCUCAUUGGGGCAGCAGGGGGCGCUCUCACCCCCCGGGUGGCAGUCCCUCCGGGAGGGUCCUGGCCCAGCCAGCGGCUCUCCUUGCCUCUCUCUCUCCCGCCCACCUUCCUCUACCCUUCUCUACUCGGCCACGUGUACCUUUUCUUUGCUUCUUUACCGUCCACAUCAAAGAGUGGAAAUUGAUGGUAUGGAUACCUCUUUCUUGGGUGGUCCUUACAGGAGACAGUCCUUGGGGGCUGUGAGGUUAAGGCUGCCCAUUUUCUCGGGAAAUGCUCUCUCCUGCCCUCUGUUUCCCAUCCUGCCAUCCCGUUCUCCUUCUCAGCCGAUUCUGCCCGCCACCUUUGCAUCUUCGCCGUCCUUGAUGGCGGUGGUCAGGUGUAAGGCAGGCCAGGCUGGACCAGCGCCUGUCCCCUCUCCAGCGGGGGGCGUGGCAUGCUACAGAGAUGACACAAAAUAGGGAAAAGAUAAGUUCUGUUCCUUCCCCAUCACCCUUCCGCUGUCCCCUAGCACUCUUCCCCCCCCCCCAGGGCCACCCUCCUCACCCCCUUCACUCACGUCACCCCAUUUCAGCCCUUUUCCUACUCUCAAAUGCUGUGCUUCUUCCCUGUAAUAGUGAAGGAAUAGUCAGAAGUCAUAUUAAUGAGUAGAGGAAUUCCCGCUAACGCUGACUCUAUGCAAAUUGUAUUACAGCAGACCCCUGACAUUCCCGGGUGACAAACCUAGAGCCUUUUAAAGUCCCAAAGGUCAUGUCCAUCCAUCCCCACCGUGGAGAAAGUGUCUGACAGCGGCCGCAAGGCGGUGAAGCUGUUCUUACCUCCAGCGCACAUUUUUAUAUGUUGUGAGCUCUCGGGCUCGCACACAAAUGCCAGGGGUUUGUUGCCUUUUUAUCAAAUAAUUCCUAGUGUCGUAUUUAUUCUCUGGCGCAACUGCUGUCUUUACAAUUAAGAGAACGUCUGCAUUUUUACCUUGUAGCGAUUCCUUUUCAAAUAAACUGUGCACAUAGA
This is a messenger RNA of Phyllostomus hastatus (greater spear-nosed bat), 2179 nucleotides long. It is a transcript of the gene EFHD1, whose product is annotated as EF-hand domain family member D1. The record is from RefSeq and is a predicted model, not a curated record. Gene Ontology annotation, cellular component: mitochondrial inner membrane. The transcript has 4 exons. The coding region runs from base 293 to 1039 and encodes 248 amino acids. Gene Ontology annotation, molecular function: calcium ion sensor activity. NCBI's taxonomy places the organism in Eukaryota, Metazoa, Chordata, Mammalia, Chiroptera, Phyllostomidae.